AUGGCGGCAAAACGAGCAGAUGAGUUACGCAUCGAUAUCGCCUCUUUGCCUGACAUCGCACAGGCUGAGAUGGAUUUUCGCGACACCUCAUUUUUCCGAUCGGGGGAUCCCUCGUUACAGCUGCCAUCGCCUGCAUCCAUCAUCCAACAAUUUGGUGACCAAGGAGCUUGCGUCGUGAAGCUGGAACACCUGAAUCUCGCUGUUAAGAUUGGUGGCUCCGACUAUCUACGGCUGGAGGAAGCACAAACCAUGAGAGCCAUCAGACAGGUCUUCGCAGAUAAUGAGGUACCUGUGCCUGAGGUGUUUGGAUGGAGAAAGUACGGCGACGACAACUUCAUCUACAUGAGCCUGAUGCUGGGGCAAACAUUGCGAGAAGCGUGGCCAACGCUCACCAACGAGGACAAAACAUUGAUAUGUGGCGACUUGAGCCGAGUUGUUAAAGAAUUAAGACGACUCGGCCAAGGCUCUUCAAGUCGCUCUAUUGGUAUAUACCCCCAAACAUUUUUCUACAUGGCGCGCGCUGACCACGAUUUAGCGUCCAUCAACGGAGGAACUGUGCAAGAUAAGUUCUUUAAGCUUGAUUACGAAGAGGGUCCAUUUCAGACUAUAAAGUCAUUCAACAACUGGUUGCUUGCUGCUGCGACUCGUCAAAGGCCUGGGCCCAACGGCGUGACAGGCCCAUAUCGAGAAUAUCUGCCCGACACGGGGGAAAUAUAUUUCACUCAUGGGGACCUUACUCUUGGGAACAUUAUUAUAUCUGACGGACCUGGUCCUCGACGAAUUGCAGGUAUUAUUGAUUGGGAGCAAGCUGGCUGGUACCCAGAGUACUGGGAGUACUGUAAGCUGCUGUACGGGUUGAGUACCAACAUGAGUGGCGUAGUGAUGGAUGGGCCGAGAAAGUCAUGA
Messenger RNA from Metarhizium brunneum ARSEF 3297, 906 nucleotides. NCBI's taxonomy places the organism in Eukaryota, Fungi, Ascomycota, Sordariomycetes, Hypocreales, Clavicipitaceae. The record is from RefSeq and is a predicted model, not a curated record.